GAUAAUAGAAGGUCUGAGAGAGAAACCAAUUCCUGGUACAAAUGAAAGAUAUAUUGCCAUUUAUGAAAAAUGCUGGCAAAAUAAACAAAUUGAUAGACCAACUAUUAAUGAAGUGUCAAUAGGGUUAAACGAUAUUGUCAACCCUUUUUAUAAAGAUCUUUCUUAUCAUGAUGUCCCAGUUAGUGAAAUUGAUAUAUCUGAAUUUAGAGACUUCUUUAAGGAAUAUGUCAAUACUAUUUUCGAUGGACCUUUGAAAGUUUCACCAACUUCAGAACCUCAUGCCAAUGAACAAGAUCCUAAAGAUCCUAAAGCUACCUUUAUAAAUGAACUUUACUUAAAUUUUUGUGAUAUGUUUAACAAAGGUAUGUCCGUUCCUAGGACAAUUAAAAAUUAUAUAUCUAAAAAUGGAAAAUCAGAAAGUGUUGUUUUAAAUUGGUUAUAUCUUAAAGAUGAGCCAAAAUAUGUUUGUUUUCGCGGAAUAUUCUAUAUGUGGAAUAUUGGUACGAAUGAAGAAAAUAAGAUGGAU
This is a messenger RNA of Racocetra persica, 526 nucleotides long. The record is from the annotation of a GenBank genome assembly. Lineage: Eukaryota; Fungi; Glomeromycota; Glomeromycetes; Diversisporales; Gigasporaceae.